Aspergillus tanneri is the source of this 459-nucleotide messenger RNA. RefSeq lists its product as uncharacterized. NCBI's taxonomy places the organism in Eukaryota, Fungi, Ascomycota, Eurotiomycetes, Eurotiales, Aspergillaceae. The coding region runs from base 1 to 459 and encodes 152 amino acids. The transcript has 2 exons. The record is from RefSeq and is a predicted model, not a curated record.
AUGGCCAUCUGGGAAGAAAUUUAUAUCUGUCUAUACUCGCUACGGGCUUUUCGCAAGGGUCUCUCUUAUCAGCGGAGUCAGAUUGUUAAGCUGGACUGUCUCUCUCGGAAAUGCCGCUGGAAUCCACUCAAUCCCAACCUCGUACGGCCGCAUGAAACUUCCACUUUACCAGGUCCAUUCUGGCAGCGCACCAUCGGAAAUCCCAGUGCAGAAAUGAAGACCCCUUCUCAGAACCUUGAGGAUAGUAUGAAUCAAUUAACCCAGUCGGAACCAUCCGCGCCAUCCUGGGUGCUACCAGAGCUCGAGGGAUCUAUGGCCUUUGACGGCCUUCAAGAAGGACCUGCAAUGGUCAACGGGUGUUUCCUACCUCCUGUCCUGCCCAUAGAGGACAACAGCAGCGCGGGAUUAUGCCACUUAUUACUCUCCAGCCCGAAGACGAAUUGGUGCAAUUUCCCAUGA